AUGGCACCCUACGAUAUGAGCUCAAUUCUGGAUUCGAGGACAGUUGAUGAGCAAUAUUUCCAACCCCCUGACAGUAUGGAUCCACUCACGCCUGCCUACAAGGCAGGCAUGGUCCCGCUAGCUGUGUGUGCAAUGCUGAGUUUAUUCUCUGUCGCUGCAUUACUGGGCUUCAUCACACAACGAAUGAUAUCAUGGCGAAGGCAUUACAGACAAUACGUCGGAUACAACCAAUACGUAAUCCUUAUCUUCAAUCUCCUCAUUGCCGAUCUUCAACAAUCAAUUGCAUUCUCGAUAUCCUUCCAUUGGCUUAGACUCAACAAGAUUCUGGCACCAACCGGAGCGUGUUUUAUUCAGGCCUGGUUCUUGCAAAUCGGAGAUGUUGCAAGUGGCUUCUUCGUGCUUGCAAUUGGAAUACACACAUGGUUGGGCGUGGUCAAAGGAUACAAGCUGCCUUAUCUGUGGUUCGUGGUGGCGAUUCUAUCGAUAUGGUUCUUCGCUCUAUUUCUCACAGUCUUGGGGCCGGCAAUGCAUCGGGAUAGAUACUUUGCUCGUGCAGCAGCUUGGUGCUGGGUCUCGAGUGAAUACCAGGGAGAACGACUCUGGCUCCACUACCUCUGGAUAUUCAUUGUUGAGUUCGGCACAAUCAUCAUUUACGCACACAUCUUCUUCCACCUCCGCCAUCGUAUUCGAAACAUCGUCGCAAACGACACCAGAAAGCUCACACGCGCGAAUAAAUUCAUGGUCAUGUAUCCGGCUGUCUACGUGAUCUUGACACUACCUAUCGCCGUGGGCCGCAUGGUGGCUAUGACAGGGGAACCCAUGUCUGAGAACUUUUACAUCAUUGCCGGCUGCCUACUCACCUCCUGCGGGUGGAUCGACGCACUCCUAUACACCUUGACGAGACGUGUACUAGUUUCCGGAGACCUGAGCGCAGGACACUACAACCAAACACUCACCGCCAACCUGACCAACGCGGCGCGCCCCGGCGACACCGAACAAGGCCACUUUGGCCUCCAGUCUGUCGGUAAAAACGACGGAAUCACAACCAACGCACGCACCGUCACCAUCACAGGCGGCACCAAACGGUCAUCACACUUAAGCGAGCAUCGCCGGGGCCGCAGUCACAUGAUUGAGACGCAGCGCAGCAGCACAAUAAACGAGGAGAGUCCUACGCGAACAGGAUCACAAGACUCCAUCAUCAGAACCAAAGAUACUGGCAUUAGUAUCGUAACAGAGACGAGCGUCCAAGUCGAGACGUCGGACGAAAAGGAAAUGGACGCGGGGAUACCGCUAAUAAAGGACUAG
Pyrenophora tritici-repentis Pt-1C-BFP is the source of this 1305-nucleotide messenger RNA. Its product is annotated as Git3 multi-domain protein. Gene Ontology annotation, molecular function: G protein-coupled receptor activity. Gene Ontology annotation, biological process: adenylate cyclase-activating G protein-coupled receptor signaling pathway. Gene Ontology annotation, cellular component: plasma membrane. The record is from RefSeq and is a predicted model, not a curated record. Lineage: Eukaryota; Fungi; Ascomycota; Dothideomycetes; Pleosporales; Pleosporaceae.